AUGGAUUGUCCAAACUCUAAAGUUCCAUCGCCGGCUACAAAGAAAGUUAAAUCUUGUGGCGGCAAUGCUUGUCCCGCGUGUGGCAAGUGCCGUGACUGGUAUCUUAGCGGCAGCCGUUGGCAGAAGCGUGCUGAUGCGACUUGCUCUGGUACUACUCGUACAGAUACUAAUGGUCAUCCUGAUGGUGGUGGUUCUACUCGUACUUAUGUUUGUGAUCAUGGAUCUGCUACUGGUUGGAAUACUACUGGUACUACUUCUACUCGUGAUGAUCAUGGGGGUCGUUAUGGUAGGGGUGUUUACACUGUUACUCGUGGUACUGCUGAUACUUCCAGUGGUCAUGAUGGUUUGUGCACAUGUAAAAUCGAAUAA
This is a messenger RNA of Rotaria socialis, 369 nucleotides long. The record is from the annotation of a GenBank genome assembly. Lineage: Eukaryota; Metazoa; Rotifera; Eurotatoria; Philodinida; Philodinidae.